This is a messenger RNA of Xyrauchen texanus (razorback sucker), 2321 nucleotides long. Its product is annotated as serine/threonine-protein kinase TBK1-like. Lineage: Eukaryota; Metazoa; Chordata; Actinopteri; Cypriniformes; Catostomidae. The record is from RefSeq and is a predicted model, not a curated record. The transcript has 21 exons. Gene Ontology annotation, cellular component: cytoplasm. Gene Ontology annotation, molecular function: protein serine/threonine kinase activity; ATP binding. Gene Ontology annotation, biological process: peptidyl-serine phosphorylation. The coding region runs from base 80 to 2263 and encodes 727 amino acids.
ACAGCAUCUAUCUCUCAUGUGAUGCAAACACGGAAAACGGAAGAGAAGUUCGUGCUCUCGGGGUGAAUCUACAGUGAUCAUGCAGAGUACCUCUAAUUACCUGUGGCUGAUGUCCGACCUGCUGGGACAGGGAGCAACAGCCAAUGUGUACCGCGGUCGACACAAGAAAACUGGCGAUCUCUUUGCAUUCAAAGUGUUUAAUAAUCUGAGUUUCCUGCGGCCGCUGGAUGUCCAGAUGAGAGAGUUUGAAGUGCUUAAAAAACUGAACCACAAAAACAUCGUGAAGCUGUUCGCCGUGGAGGAGGAGUCGAACACGCGUCACAAGGUGCUGGUGAUGGAGUACUGUCCCUGCGGCAGUUUAUACACGGUGCUGGAGGAACCAACAAACGCUUACGGGCUCCCGGAGGACGAGUUCCUCAUAGUGCUACAGGAUGUUGUGGCAGGAAUGAAUCAUCUGAGAGAGUACGGGAUCGUUCAUCGAGACAUCAAACCCGGAAACAUCAUGCGGAUGAUCGGAGAAGACGGACGAUCCGUCUAUAAACUGACCGACUUCGGAGCGGCGCGUGAGCUGGAAGAUGAUGAGCAGUUUGUGUCGCUCUACGGCACGGAGGAAUAUCUGCAUCCUGACAUGUAUGAGCGUGCAGUUCUGAGGAAAGAUCAUCAGAAGAAAUAUGGCGCCACGGUGGACUUGUGGAGCAUCGGAGUGACGUUUUAUCACGCCGCCACCGGCAGUCUUCCGUUCAGACCGUUUGAAGGGCCGCGCAGAAAUAAGGAAGUGAUGUAUAAAAUCAUCACAGAGAAGCCGCCGGGCGCCAUCUCGGGACAUCAGAAGUUUGAGAAUGGGAAGAUCGAGUGGUGCACGGAGAUGCCCGUGUCCUGCAGCCUGGCAAAGGGUCUUCAGAGUCUUCUCACUCCCGUGUUGGCGAACAUUCUGGAAGCGGAUCAGGAGAAGUGUUGGGGAUUUGACCAGUUCUUUGCAGAAACCAGUGAUAUUUUACACCGUAUCGUGAUCUAUGUGUUCAGUCUGCAGCAAGCCACGCUUCACCACAUCUACAUCCACACAUACAACACAGCCAGUCUCUUUCAAGAGCUUCUCUUCAGACGGACCAACAUAACGCCAUCCCAUCAGGACUUCCUGUAUGAGGGCAGACGCCUGAUCCUCGACCCAAACCGACAAGCUCAGAACUUCCCCAAGACCAGCCGAGACAACCCGCUUAUGCUGCUCAGCAGAGACCCCGUCAACACCGUCGGACUGAUGUUUGACGACCCGAGUCCUCCUAAAGUUCAGCCACGCUACGAUCUGGAUUUAGAUGCCAGCUAUGCCAAGACGUUUGCAGGUGAUGUGGGGUACCUGUGGAAGACGUCUGAUUCUCUGCUGCUGUGUCAGGAGCUGGUGAGGAAGGGCGCUCGAGGAUUAAACGAGCUGAUUAGAGACGAGUACAGCGAGACGGCACACAAGAAGACGGAGGUGUUUCAAGUGUGUAAUCACUGCAGUCAAACACUGGAGAAAGCUGAACAACUGUGUGAGGUUCUGAUGCAGGGCAACAUGCUGUCGGCAGAAUAUGAUGAAAUCAGAGACAUGAGGAAGAAGGUGAUGAGGCUGUCGAGUUCUCUGAACUCAAUGGAGCAGACGCUGCAGGACAUCAGCGGCAUGUUCCUGUCGGGAGGAACUCUUACAGACACGUGGACGCAACAAGUGGGAACACACCCAGAGGACAGGAACGUGGAGAAGAUUAAAGUUCUACUGGACGACAUCAGCGCGAUCUACCAGCAGUUCAAGAAGGACAAAGCCGAGAGACGUUUGCCUUACAACGAAGAGCAGAUUCACAAGUUUGACAAACAAAAGCUCAUUUUUCAUGCCACUAAAGCGCGAGCGCUCUUCACUGACGAGUGCGCCAUGAAAUAUCGCCUCUUCAUCUCCAAGAGCGAGGAAUGGAUGAAGACGGUUCAUCAUGUGAGGAAACAUCUCGUCUCUCUUAGCACUCAGUUCAUCAGUGUGGAACAGGAAGUAACUGUUCUCGCACAGCGUGUCUAUAAGUUGUUGGAACAGUUACCUCAGAAGAUGAUGCCCAUGACGUCAGGUGGCCUCAAACCACAGGCAUAUCUCAGUCCCAGCACACUGGUGGAGAUGACACUCGGGAUGAAGAAACUGAAGGAGGAGAUGGAGGGUGUGGUGAAAGAGUUAGCGGAGAAUAACCUGUUCCUGGAGAGGUUUGGCACAUUGACGGUUGACGGAGGAAUCCGGAGUGUGGAUCGAAUGUGAUGAUGCACUGAUGAUCUCUGUAAUCCUGUACAUAUGCGGAGAAUGUAUAUACACAAGA